GUUAGAGACGUCGAAGUGUUUUGAGCUCAGAGCAGCUAUUCUGUAAACGUGCCACCACAACGUGAGUUAGUUAGUCCUAUAUUCAGAGGGGAUCAAAGCAAGAAGGAAAGUGGAAAGUGUUUCUUUUUUCUCUUUAAGCGAGUGCACACAAACACACUUGAUGCGAACAAAAAAAGAAAAACCAAGAAAAAGUUCAGAGAUACAAAAGGAUUUCCAAGGAAUCCAAAACGGAAAAAUAUUAAUUAAGUGAAUUUACGAUUUUGUGUAAAGGAUAUCAAGGAGCAAACCAAAAAGUAAAUUAUUUUCACCUUUUUCAGAGAUUAUAAAAAUCAAGUAGAAAAAAAAUAAUUCCACUAAAUUUUAUACUUUAACCCUUAAACGGAAAAAGGUACAAAAAUCCACAAAAAUCUCAAAAUAAAGUAUAAACCAUACAGAAUUUUGGAGUUUUUAAAACGAAUGGAAAUUCACAGUGUUAUUUUCGACGACAAAAUUUGAAUAAAGUUCUCUAACUUCCAAAAGGAAAAUAUCUUACAGAGAUUUUCCGAUUUGAAAAACAACAUAACGAAUUGUGUAGAAAUUAAGACCCCCCUCCAAUUAUUGAUCAGAAAACUACGACUUUAUAUUGAAAGUCAAAUACCUGUAAUCAACGAAGUGUAUUCUGGAGAUCAAACCGAAAACGAAGUAGAAAAAUAACCAAGGCACACUCAAGUCGCACAAGCACACGCACAUAUUUUGAGCAAAAAAGGACGCUGCUGAGACCUUAAGGACAAAUUAAAUAUCCAACUGAAAGCAGCCAGGAUAGCGGAGAGCCGGUUAUAAACCAAAUGUCUGCGGUUUACCAAAGGAAAGCACAGAAGCAGCCGAAGUGAAUUUAAAAUAUUUUUUAAACACAGAUAGGUGGCCAAUAGAGAGAAUUCACCACAAGAAUCACUUAAACAAAGUGCGUCAAGCACCAGAAACCGAAAAGGAGAAGUGCUUUUGGCUAUAGGAUAAUAAAUCAUAGCCAUAACUUAGUUACAGCAGACAGCCAAGAGGAAUCCCUUUGCCCGUGCACCGCGAGAGUCGAAAAUACUUUCAGAGAAUAUACCGCCAAUCCCAGAACAAAUGCGGAUGUGUGUGAGGAACAAUUGUGGAACGCUAAACACACAAACUGCAGAAGCCAGCCGCAGUCUGGGCGAAACGAAGUUUAGGUGCUGCUACAGCGCACGGAGACGCUAAGAAGCCUAUCGCCCUUCCAUUAUAGGCAUGUAGUUUUGGGUUAACGUCAUCCUGCCAUAGUUUCUCGACAAUAAUAAAGAAAAGUCAAGAAGAAAGCAACCAAUCAAGUAAAUAAAAAGUUUAAAAAAGACCCUUGUUUGCCGGCAACAACGACAACAACAAUAACUUUGCUCUCAAUAGAAACACUAAGAGGGAAACUUGGGCAACCAUUAGUAGCAUAACAAUCAACAGCUGCUGGGUAUGUGCCAAGGACAAUAGGGGGCUUCAAACUAGUUGACAGAGUCAUCGAUGCAUUAGAAAAAAUCCCUCCAGCCUUAACACUUCUUCUUACCAAGGCGAAACGUAAGAUCAAACCUCAAGGGGAAUUGGAACAUUGCUCUCCUCAAACGUGCACACUCACACACACACACACAUUCAAACAACCACAAGUCUCUCCCACUUCAUAAUUGUUCUGGCGAGGUCGCAACCAGCUGCUGCAUUUGCAUGCAACUCGUGUGCUCGUUGUGUUCAAAACAAAGUUCUAAGAGCAAGUGACGAGUGUCUGCUACGUAGGGUAGCACAAAAGUGACAAAGUCGGCUUGACUGGGCACAGCGAUUGUGCUAGUCGCCGAUAGAUGAUCUGGCAAAGAAGCCUUUCCAGCAAGAUACAAAUAUAAAAACCAACAACAAUAAAUAACAGUAACAAUUCUAACAGAUCUAACCAAGUGAAUAAAGUGACGUCAAAGUGUUUACGGUCGCGCGUUAAUUCGCUUUGCCCCGGUGGUCUUGAUUAAUUUGCGGUCGUUUCACAGCAGUGGCGCGUGCACCCUUAUUAUGGCUCGGUCUAUAAAAGCGUCAUUGUCGUCAUCCUCGUCGUCGCAAUCGCAGUCGCCGUUGUCGUCGUCGUCGUCGCGUCUAUCGCAGUCAUCGUCGUCAUUGUAUUCAUUAAAAAAAUCAACAUCAUCAUCCUCGUUAACAUCUUCCUUGUCCCGCCCUUCUUCCUUCGGUUUAGUAUCUUACCUCCUUGCCACGCGUAACAAUGACAUUUGUCGCGGCUUGCUUGCCACACUCGUUAUCCUGUUACGUAUGACGGCGCUAGCGUCAGCCAUGACGGAUCACCUCAUUGUGCAAACGACAAGUGGGCCGGUGCGUGGUCGUUCGGUAACGGUGCAGGGUCGUGAGGUGCAUGUGUUCACCGGCAUUCCAUAUGCCAAGCCACCCGUCGAUGAUUUACGUUUUCGCAAACCUGUACCUGCAGAGCCGUGGCAUGGUGUCCUAGAUGCAACUCGACUGCCAGCAACAUGUGUGCAGGAGAGGUAUGAGUACUUCCCUGGCUUUUCCGGUGAAGAGAUAUGGAAUCCUAACACAAAUGUAUCUGAAGAUUGUCUGUUCAUGAAUAUUUGGGCUCCGGCGAAGGCAAGAUUACGGCAUGGUCGUGGAACCAAUGGUGGUGAGCAUUCAGCUAAAACCGAUCAGGAUCAUUUAAUUCAUAGUGCAACACCACAGAACACCACAAAUGGUUUGCCUAUAUUAAUUUGGAUUUAUGGCGGUGGUUUCAUGACUGGUUCAGCCACAUUGGAUAUCUACAAUGCGGAAAUUAUGUCCGCCGUCGGCAAUGUGAUCGUAGCCUCGUUUCAGUAUCGAGUCGGUGCAUUUGGUUUUCUACAUCUUUCACCGGUCAUGCCAGGUUUCGAAGAAGAAGCUCCCGGUAACGUCGGUCUUUGGGAUCAAGCUUUGGCCUUGCGAUGGCUAAAGGAGAAUGCCCGGGCAUUUGGUGGUAAUCCCGAAUGGAUGACUCUAUUCGGAGAAUCGGCUGGUUCGAGUUCCGUCAAUGCUCAACUCAUGUCGCCGGUAACGCGGGGUCUGGUAAAACGUGGCAUGAUGCAAUCGGGCACCAUGAAUGCGCCCUGGAGUCAUAUGACCUCAGAAAAGGCAGUUGAAAUUGGCAAGGCUCUCAUCAAUGACUGCAAUUGCAACGCAUCGCUCCUUCCGGACAAUCCCCAAGCUGUAAUGGCUUGUAUGCGCUCGGUGGAUGCUAAAACAAUAUCAGUGCAACAAUGGAACUCAUAUUCGGGUAUUUUGAGUUUUCCUUCCGCCCCAACAAUUGAUGGAGCCUUUCUGCCGGCAGAUCCCAUGACUUUACUUAAAACAGCAGAUCUGUCGGGCUAUGACAUUUUAAUUGGGAAUGUCAAAGAUGAAGGAACAUAUUUUCUUCUUUACGACUUUAUCGAUUAUUUCGAUAAGGACGAUGCGACAUCAUUGCCACGAGAUAAAUAUUUAGAAAUAAUGAACAAUAUUUUCAACAAAGCGACACAAGCCGAACGAGAAGCUAUUAUUUUUCAGUACACAAGUUGGGAAGGAAACCCAGGAUACCAGAAUCAGCAACAAAUUGGCAGAGCUGUUGGUGAUCACUUUUUCACAUGUCCCACAAACGAAUAUGCCCAGUCCUUGGCUGAACGAGGUGCUGGAGUUCAUUAUUACUACUUCACACAUCGCACUAGCACAUCAUUAUGGGGCGAAUGGAUGGGAGUUUUGCACGGCGACGAAAUUGAAUAUUUCUUCGGUCAGCCCUUAAACACAUCACUCCAGUAUAGGCCAGUGGAACGAGAGUUAGGAAAACGUAUGCUUAAUGCUGUGAUUGAAUUCGCCAAAACGGGCAAUCCCGCUGUUGAUGGUGAAGAAUGGCCUAAUUUUUCCAAAGAGGACCCCGUGUACUACGUCUUCAGCACAGAUGAGAAAACCGAAAAACUGCAAAGAGGCCCACUGGCCAAGCGAUGCUCAUUUUGGAAUGAUUACCUGCCGAAAGUCAGAAGUUGGGCCGGUUCCGAAUGUGAAGGCAACAUCUCGCUAUCCGCUUCCGGUACCAUAUACCAAACACAACAACAACAUUCAGUGUUGCUCAGCGUGGCAUUAGUCCUGACCCUGGUAUUUAGCAUUUUCCAAUAAAAUCCAACAAUCCAUUGUUAUCAACCAACAAUUAAGACAACAAAACCAUAAUAAAAGAGAAAGAAAAAAAAAUAAUAAGAAUUUAGUAAUGAUGAUGAAACUCCAAAAACCCUUAGAAAAAGCACAAUUUGUAGCAUGAUAAAGCGAAAACACAGCAACAUUUAUAAAUACACAAGAAACCAUAACACAUUGUUGAUGAUAAAAUGCCCAAAGCAUAAGGCAAUAAUUCACCAGGACAGACACAAAAAUUGGCAACAGACGAAGGGACGCAUCGACAUCGACGGACUUGAGACAGACAAGCUAUUAACUGGAACUUAGUUGCAAAAUCAAAUGAAAUUGUAGACAAUUCACAAACUGAUAUGAUUUUAUUUUUUUGGAAGCAAACAUUAUUAAGACUAAAAGGAGGCUAAAUUAUAGCACUUGCCAAGCCUCCUUCUGAAAAUAAAAUGGAGAACAUCCAGAAAUGAUUUUUGUAGCUUUUUAUUAGAGAAACAUCCCCGAAAUUGAGAAAAAAUUAAAAAUAUAGAGCAUUGAAAACAUUGAACCUAGUAGCUGGUUAUUUGAGCCGCUCCACGUCUUAGAGCAACACUAAGCCAUACCUUCUAGGUAGAACAAUGACCUUUUUAUACCCGAAAUCCUCCCAAACGGGCCUUGAAGCUGCAACUUCUAAGCAUCCGCAAAAGGGUUUUAGAACGAAUCCAACUCAAAUUUUUUUGCAAACUACAAAAACCUUGGUCCACACACCAAAAAUCCCUAAAAAUAUUUUUUUAAAGAAAAUUAGAAAAACAAAAUAAAAAGAUUUUUUGUAAGUACUGCAAAAACUAUUGCACAAAAAACCCAACUUAAAAAUUAUGAAAUUUUUUUUGAUAAUAAGAGAGAAUAAAUUCCAAAAAGGAACAACUCCUCUAAAGAAAGAAAACAAAUAUUUUUUUGUACUCACCAACAGACCCAAAUGAUUUUAUAAAACAAACUAAAUUAAUUGAUAUUAAAAAUCCCUAGAGAAUAAUCAGAGAAAUGGAAAAAACAAAAACAAACAAAACGAAAACAAAAAACCCAAAGUAAAAUCCUUUUUGUACACGCUUUGUGAGUGGGAAUAAACCUAAAACCAAUUAGAAUUUUUUGUAUCUCCCACCAUAAUUGGUAACCUAAUUGCAUAUAAAAUAAGCAACAAACAACAAAAAAAAAAUUAAUGAAAAAACAAAAAUAAACAACACAACUGCUCCUCCCCUAAGCCUAUUUAUUAUUUUUUACCAACUGAUAUAUAUAUUUUUAACAAAAUAUAUAUAAAAUAAAAAUAAUUAAGCAACGAGACAAGGCAAGAGAAAUUUUUACAUAAAGUCAUUGCAAAACUACAUUGUAUUCAUACUACUAUAUAAAUAUAAUGAUAAUUAUUACCAAUUAGAACAAUACAUGAUAAAAGUUUUGAGUUUUGAUAAUUUUCAAGAAAGAAUUGGUUGAUGGUAUUACAUAGCAACAGCCUCAGCAUUUUAAACAAUACCAAUAAAUUCAAGCUAUGAAAUCACACGAAAAGCUUGAGAUUAGCUUUAGGCUCUAUGCUAGAAAUAGAAAAAUACAUAUAUCACUGAUAUUUUCUUUGUUUUUGUGUCCUAAUAUCUUUUGUGAACAAGUUAUUGGCUUAUGUUUUAAUAUAUAUUUGCUCUUACUAAAAUUUGUUUACAAGUUGUUGCACCUAUUGGCCAAACCUAUUAUAGUAUAGAUUUCCAAGCGAGUCCUUCUCUUACAAUUGAAGCAACCGCUCAUAUUAAUGAUGUCAUCCUCUUCGCGUGUCGCCUUCGCCAUGUUUUGUUCGAUUCUUUUAGCGAUUUUUUUUUGCAGGAGUAUUUUCUCAAUUUUAACUUCGUUAAUAUUGCCCUGUAGUUGGUAUUGCUCGCUAUUUUUUUCGAUUUUACCAUGAACCUGCGCACGGGUAUACGCAUCAUUUUUGUGUUUUCUUUUUAAAAACUAUGAAUAAAGGAUAGAUAAGAAAGGAACAAUUAAUUAUUUCAUUUCAUCCAAUGUUGUCUUGCAAAAUACAUUAAUCUUUUUGUCCGAUAAAUCAACUUUCACAUGCAGAGAGGAUUAUUAAAAAAAUUAUGGAGAGUAACUUGCGCAUAAAUCUCAUUUCUAUUUUGUGUACGGUUGUUUUGGGGAUAAAUUAUUUUGGUUAUCUAAUUCGGCGGAGCCCAAAUUGAAAAUGUGGCUGCUUAUGUGAGAUACCCUCUUUUAAUUUUUUUAAAUCUCUGAAUGUGUAAAAAUUAUUUUAUUUUUUUACGGAAUUGAUGUUGAUGUAUAUGUUUUUCCAUACCUUCCAAGCGUUAAAUCUGUAAACAUCAAAGUUUAAGAAAAAAUUCAGAAAAACGAUGUAUAUAUACCUAUGCAUGUGUUCAUCCGUUUCUGUCUCUACACCGACAGAAACAAAGAGAAUAAAAAUACCCUACCGUAAAGGGCUGGGCAUCACUGGUUUAAUUAGUUCGAUCGUGUCCAUUUUAUGAGAAAUAACAUAAAAAAAUCCAUGAAAACUCCUUAGAAAUCUUCCUUAAGGGUACUAAAGAAUAAUCCAUUACAACAACACGAAAAACCUACAAUCAUAGAACAGCUAUAUGAAUAGUUUUCGUAAAAUUCAUAGAUUUGAACUACAGAUAGAAUGAGUUUUUGAAAAUAACAUUCAAAUUCAUUCAUUCAACAGAUAAUAGCCAAUAUAAAACCCUUUGGCUAAUAUGAACAUUUAAGCCAACAAGUUUUUCGGUUAAUGGUAAUAUAUAUACCAAUUUACAUGCAAAAAAUAAUUUAUUAACCAUUUUGCCCGCUAGAAACGUAUGCCGAUGUUUUUUGUGAUCAAAUCCAUCUGUGGUCUGGCAAUUUCUUUUCACUUAUCAGUUAAAUGCUUUAUUUUCUGGUGAUAUCCAUUCUUGUCGUCAUAAUCUCGACUCACCCCUUCUGGAAGAACUAAAGUAUAUAAUUUUUUUUUGCUCAAGUGUUCAAAUGACGCGCAAAUUUGUCAAAUGUCACUGCCGCAUAACUCCAAAUCGGGCGAAAAUAUAUAUUGAACCCAUAUUGAAAUCUGAAACAAUUUUUUAAGGUUUCGAUACGCUUCGUCUCAAGGCCAAAAGAGGCCUGUAAUAAAUGUAAGAAUAUUGCCAUCUAUGCUUUGUACACAAAUUAAAAUAAACGAACAAAAGGACAUAGUUAAAAUCAAUCAGAAAGUGGUUCUGAGUCGAUACAAAUACUUCACACUCUUCAAACAAAGUGAGCGUAUGCCUCUGCUCUCUCACUCCCUCAUACACUCUGCCAAAUGAAAGAGACAUAAGAGAUAAACACAAUUAUCUAGUCAUAUUUUCGUGUAAAAAAGCUUUUUUUGCUGUAAACAAAUAAUUUUUUGCGUGUAAAAAGUGUCGACCCCAAGUCGACAAGGGAAGUAAAAAAUCAGGAAAUCGUUUUUAAUGAAACCAGUUGGAAGUCAUGAGAGAAAUCAUUGUACAAAAUUUAGCAUGAUCGUAUGAAAAUUUCGCCCUUUAUAGGCGCAAUGUCUCUUAAAGGAUACAUUCAGUGUCGGAUCGGAUAUUUGUUAAAUUUUGAAAAAAAAAAAAAAAAUCAAUCGGUAUUCAGACUACAAAAAAUAUAAAUAGUGCCAUCGGUAUUUUGCUAGCUCUAAUUAAUGCACCACGCCAGGCCUUAUCAAAUUCCUUGAAGGUAUUGACAACCACGACCUUACUCUCACUAUAUUGAGGUAUAAAGCUUAUCCAGCAUUUCGACCGACUGAAAUUUCUUUAGUUGGGCAAUUUCAGCCCAACCCAUGCUGGCACAACUCCCUCGUUAGGGAUGAAAGAAGAAAACCUACGAAGGGCAAGAUAUGGCAUCCCAUGCCGCGAAUUUAUUUUCAACAAUUGACUAAAGAAUUUUUGUAAGAUGUGUAAAGAAACUCACUAGAUUUUUAUUUUGUUAAAAUAUUCUUAAUCUUUGGUUUUCUUAAAACCUUCCCUUAACAUUUGUUCAUUACGUACAAAAUCAAUCAACGGUCAGAAAACAAUCCUAUGACUCCGAAAAAUAGUGAGGAUCGUUUUAAAAAUUACAACAUUACUGCAAUAUUACUCAAAUCGGACGAAGAUAUAUAUAGAAGAUAUCUUCAAAUCUAAACAGAUUUCUUACAGUUUCGAUAAGAAUCGUAUCUUGAAAAAAUAUGCCGUUUCUAAAUUUCAGCACUUUGUUCACAAAUUAACAUGGACUGAUGUACGGACACACACGCAGUCGUAUAUAGCUAAAUGCAGUCAGAAAUCACUGGGUGACAGUCUUUGAAAUUAAAUGCCCUUAGCUAUAAUAACGUAUACCACAGUAGUGGUACUAAUACUGAUUGCGGGCCUACGAACCAUUACUCAACGAACACUACUAAAAAUGAGACAUACGAAGGCUCACGCCAUGAAACUCUCUGAUACAUAAAAGAGACACAAGUUAUAAACUAAGCAACCGAUUGACCGUUUCGUCUAACAAAGCAACAUUUGUAGUAGAGCUAUCUUAGUUUUAUCGCAAACGAAGUGAUUUUUACUUUAAAGAUUUGAAAAUUCACUACUAACGUUCAGCUGUGAAGGGAAAUGUUACACAGUUUAUGUAAAAUAUAAAAGUACUUCCCAAACAAGACAGAUUUGUAGAAAAGAUUUUCCAAAACGUUGUUUGUUGUUGUUUUGAGUUUAGGUGUGGAGAUUAUGAUCAAUCCUUUUUCCCGAAUUUCUAUCGCUUUCUCUCUUACACCAAAAGGCAAGUAUUCAGCAGUCGAAUAGCCCUAACAAGCUAGUGAUUUUCUUACUGUUGUAUAAUACUAAGGAUAUCGGAGGACCAGGAGGCCACCGAAGCGUAGAGGUUAGCAUGUUAGUUUCGCGGCAUUUAAGCGAAUUCAUUUGCCUUAAAUAAAACAAAAAAAUGGAACUAUUUUUUCCAUUAGCUUUAGUAAAUCGGAAUAUUUUGCUAAAGCGUCUAAUCGUUAUACGAUUUAUACAGUCAAGUGAUAGAAUAAAGGGCAAUUGACAACAAUGUGUCAUGCAGUGUUUCUAUUCAAUAUUGCAGCAUAUCGUUUAUAAUGGACAGCUUUUAGAAAUUCAGCGUAUAUUUCAUCUAAAUCUGCAAUUUCCAUUUUCUCUUUCUUAGUCUGUGCAGCAAUUUGUUUUGUACUGCUGGGCGGUUCAAUGCUCAUUUUCAGGUUGCAACAUAUUAUUAGUUGAAUUUUCAGCAAUUUUUGUUCCAUUGAUGACAACAAGCAGCAUAAGUUCUCAACCUUUGGGCAAUUAUUACAGUCGAAAUGUCUUAUUGUACAUUUAAGCCGUUGUAGGCAAUUGUUGUUAAAAAUCUAAUUCGGUGUAAUUCUAACCGACAGGACGUUAUACUCAGGAUCAGUGUACGCGAUAUUUUAACUAUAUCUUUAUUGACGGCAUAUUAUUGUUUGUUUACACAAUUGCAGCAACUUUUCCAGAAAUAAAUUCGUUAUUCACAGAUACAUCUAUAUUUCUGCUUUCGCAAAUUUCUUUAUAUCUACAAAACCUUGUUGUAUUGUUCUUAAAAUGCAAUUGUUACAUAACUAAAAAGAAUGAGCAAUAGCAAAUUCUAAAUUUAUUGGGCUUGGCAAUAAGUGGUAAAACAAGUUGUAGAGAUUUGUUAGUUUCGAAAUGUGGAAGUUGUUCUUAAGCUUUGGUUCUAGGGCUUUUAUUAAAAUAACAGUUUUGUGUUACUUCCCAUUUUCUACAUAUAAUUUAAAAUAUAUAUAAAAACAUAUCAAUAUUUACAAAAGCAAAUAAUUAUAUUUGAACAAAUUGGCUUUAAAAACAAUUUAUAAAAAAAAUCCAAACACCCAUAAAAUUAACAAAACAAUAAGGUAUGUCUGUAAUUGUAUUUAAACCUUAAAACCCCCUCUGAAAUCUAAGAUAAAGCAAAUACAAUAAUACAAUAAAAAAAAUAAAUAAUAUGAAAUAAAACAUAUAGCACUUUAUAUUAGUUAAAUGUAUUAUUAAAUAAAAGAGAAAACAAUAACAUAAAAAAAAAUAUUAAUUGAAAUUAUAAACUGCUAUUUAAAUGGUAUUAGAGAUGAACACCCAAUUAAGAAAAAAAAACUGUUCUUAGUUUCUAAAAGAAAACAAUGAAUAUUAACCAAAGGAGAAUACAAAAAAUAAAGCCCAAGUUAUUAUAAAAUGGAAGAUGAAUAAAAUAAACAAAACCCUAUAUAUUCAUAUAAGUAUAUAGACAAAAUAAAUAUAUAUGAAUGCAUAUCAACCAUAUUUAAUGGAUAGAUGUAUUACUUUCAUUACAAUUAUUAACGACAACAAAACCAAUUACUUUAGAGUUUAGUUAUACUCGCAAAACUAACAAACAAAAAUCUAUGAUAACUUUAAUGAGCGAUGUUCGCUUUUAACAAACAUAAUUAGUAAAAAUAAUAAUAAUAAUAUUAAAAAUACAAAAACCAAUUUCACCCAACUCACAUACACACAAAAAAAAAGAAAAAGAAGCAAAACAAAUGUAAUUUUUUAGUAUUAACAUGAAAUAGUCAGCUACAAAAGAAAUACUCUACAAAUCCAAAAACCAACAUAUUAAAAAAAUCCCCUCCUCCUACAUUGAUUAAUCACCAUUUGUUAUAAUCACUAAAACAAAACAAACAAAAAAUAAAUAAAUAAAUAAAAAUCGACAACAAUGCUUUAUAUUUGGAGAAAAUCACAGCGAAAACAAUAAAUUAUGAAGAAAAGCAGGUCUGAAAGGCUUUCGGUAUUAAUAUUAUUACAACAAUUCUAAACGAAACAAAAUAAACAUAUUUGCUAUAAUAAAACAAAAACAACCAUAAUUUUUUAUUUUCUCAUUACAACAUCAGACGUUUCUACUAAUAUCUUUUACACCAGGGCAGUUUUAGUGGCGCGCUGAAGUGAAAGGUUAUUUUUUCGUUAGACCACAAAUUUAAAUAGAUUUAAUGAAACAUGUACCUAUAUUCUACGGCCCGGCGACUAGUACAAUGUUUAAAGAAGUCAGUAGAUUUCUUCUAUUGAUUUUACAUGAAGGGUAUAUAUGGUAGUGUAAUAUAUGGAGAAGUCGUACAGUUUCAGAAUUUGGUACAAAAAUUAAAUACUAUGGCUUAGGUGAACCCACGAGGGCUAUUUGUAGUGAACGUUUGGCUAUCGAGUGCUUGAAAAAAUUAUCUUUGCUUUUUAUUUACUUCGGAAGAUGAGCCCAUAAUGACUCAUAUUAUUUAAUGAAUCAUAAUGACUCCACUCUAAAUUCUAACCGGCUGUUUCUAGGUGCGUAAAAAAGUUUUAUAGUCUUGAUGUGGCAAGUACAGAAAUUUAGACGAAUGUUAAUGUAGAUUACUCCCUCUUUCCGCCUUUCCAUUCCUUACUCACCAUCCGCCAACACAAUGCAACUAUAUAGUGGACAUGCCCUACCUGUUGAUUGUAUUAAAAAAAUAUAUAUACUCCACUCUCAUGAACACCGUCUUCCCACUUGGCUUCCAAGGUAGAAGUCAUUCACCUAUAACAAGGCUCUUAAUGCAGUUGCCAGAUUCCAUUUCUUUAAUCUAAUGGAUUGAUUGAUCUGGUUGUCAUUUCUUGUAUCACUCCAUUUGCUUUUAUUGCAUUGAUUGAACACGUUUGCAUUCUGUACACUGUUAUAAAGAAAUGUUGAUGUGUGCACGCCCGGUGCCAUGUUUUUUAUGCCUAUUCAACUAUAACUCCAUUCGGCGAGGCGCCAAUCAAAACAUCAGAAAAUUCUUUUCAGCUGUAGUUAUCUCCCCACCAAAGCUGGCAACAUUUUGGAGGUAUUCAGCCUCCUGAAGCAUUGAACACAAUUGCGACUCGGUAUAAAAAUGGAAGCAUUAUUCCUUGUUCAUUAAUAAAAUGUCCAUGAGAAACAAAUAAUUUAAUAUUUUACAGCUCAAUCCCAACAAAAAUACCUGGUUUUAUAUGUAGUGUGUAAUAUACAAUGUGUAAAAAAAAAUCAGUAUAUUGUUUUUAAAAGGUGAAAUUAAUUGAAAAAAGCUACUGUGUUUUUUAAGCGCAGCAGUCUUAAUUUUACAAAAUGGGUUAAAGAUAUCUGAAAUUAAGAAGAAAUGUUUGCAGGGGUGUUAUAUUUAUACGUUUUUGAGGUACAAAAUAUUGGUUAAUAAAGAAGCUAAUCAAAAAUUAGGAGAAAUGAGGUGAGUAAAAGACGUAACUAAUUAGUCCAAACUGGAUGAACAUUUUUAACGAAACUGGAAGAAAAAUGUCUCUUCUUUAGAGUCAACAAAUCAAAAUGGGAGAUUUUUUCAUUUUCUUAAAAUAUCGCCCUAUUUAGUGAUAUUUUUUAAUGCUGAUGUACACCAACCUCAUAUGUAAUAAGUUGUGGUUUUUUUUUCAAUUCUGUAGAAUCAUAGCCAUAGAUUGGGUGACACUUCUAAAUUAUUGUAGAAUAUGACAACCAUUAGGGCUUGAGUUUUCAUUGCAGGAUAUUGUCCGGCUUUAGACCAUUGUUUAAUGUAUUCUAUUCAAAGAAUAGCAUAGUAAAAAACAUUUAAAAGACUACAAAAGUGUGUUGAUGCUAGAAGCAUUUGACAGGCUAUCCGUACACCGAUUUCAAUUUCGACCAAGAAAUAUCAUCAGCGUACGAUGUCAAAUGGAUUAUGGAGCUUUACAACCAUCCCAACUAGAGUAGAUUGUAAAGCACACAUCUGAAUUUGAACAGGGCUCUUCAAGACGACUUGAUUCACAAGCGCAAUAGAAAAAAAAAUAAAAUCUUACUUCCCUUAUUCAAAUCCAACUUAUCCAACAAUGUCAAUAGCUACAAAUACAAUCAUCUUUCGCAAAACUCUUUUGUUCUUCGUACAACGAUCGCCCAACGGUUGAUCCUGUCAGUGCUGUUUUGUGUAUAGGCAGUGAUACCUACACCACAUGCGACGUGCCUUUCGCUUAGUUUGUCUGUUUGCGAAUUCUUUUUCGGUCUUAAAAUCUAAUGGAGAUUUAAUUGCAGGAUAUUGUCCGGCUUUAGACCAUUGUUUAAUGCAUUCUAUUCAAUGAAUAGCAUAGCAAAAAAAUUUUGAAGUCACCUAAAGUGUGUUGUUGCUGAAACCAUUUGGCGAUUAGGGUUUCUGUUAAGUGAGAUUCCCGGCAUCAUCAUCACUCGAAUGCUAUGUUUUCAUUGGCCUCAAACAGGUAUUUGAUGACUCUUUCUUCAUAUAUUUUGGAAAAAUUUUUCGUUUAGCUUGUUUACCUUACAAAAAAAUUACACUAUGAAUAAGAUGCGAUAUGUCGAUAUGUAUAUUAGGGUGGGUUAUUUUUUAUGGCCACCGUAGCGCAGAGGAUGGCAUAUUCGACUAUGACGCUGAGCGCCUGGGUUCGAAUCCUGGCGAGACCAUCAGAAAAAAAUGUACAGCAGUGGUUUUCCCCUCCUAAUGCUGGCAACAUUUAUGAGGUAUUAUGCCACGUAAAAACUUCUCCACAAAGAAGGGUCGCACUGCGCCAUGCCGUUCGGACUCGGCUGUAAGAUGAAGGUCUCUAAUCAUUGUGCUUAAAACUUGAAUCAGAUAGCACUUAUUGAUAUAUGGGAAGUUUGCCCCCGUUCCUUAAUGGAAUAUUCAUGGCCAAAUUUGCAAAAUCCAAACGGUCUCAAAGUCGUAGUCUAAUGCCAAAAUUGAUCUUCGGGUUUUUGACGUCAAAGAUUUGUCUGUUAAUAUUAAAACAAAAAUGUUCAACUUUUGAAUGGAAAUAUUCAAAAAGUUUGAGCUCCUAUUGAUGCAUUUGCUAAAUACUAAUAUAAACUUUUGGCAAGUUAAGGCGUACAUUUUUUAAACCAUUAGUAUGAUUGAAUUAAUUGUUUUGUCUGCUGUUUUUAGAAUCAUUAAAAAUUUGCAAAUCGUAGAAAAUUGGAAAAAAAUGUUCCACUAUAUGCCUUAAAGUUUUUUUAUGCCUUUUCCAAUGUUUUUAGCAAAAAUGACGUCUGUCCAUUUUCAGAUGACUUUCUGUUGUUACAGCAAACAUUUUUGUUGUUUUUACUAACAUUUCUCUGAGUGUAAAGUCGGGACGGUAUUUAGUCAUUUUAAGUUAUUUUCGUACACUUAAGUAUGACUUUCCCAUGCAAGUUCUAAUUUGUUUGAGAGUUACUCAUAGCUUAACAGUUGCAAGGCGAUUACAAAUCUUAAUUGUUAAAAGCUCAAUUUUCAUUGUAGAUCCCUGGUUUCUUGGGCAUUAGUUCACUCUGCAAUGUGAGUGUGUAAAUGAUCUGCGCUUUUUUAAAACCAAGUCAUUUAUUUUGGCCAAUGUAAAAGUGGCAUAAUGCCUUGUUUUUUCGGCUUUAAUAUGUUUUAAAAAUUAAAUUAAAAACUAUGCAUUCGAAUCCGCAUAAGUGAAACGUAAAAAAUACGUCUGUAUCAUUUCAGUUAUCCCUUAAUUUUCACUUAAGCGUAGAUCGGAUAAGUGAAAUUUUUUCCAGUAAAGCGAUAAGGCAUAAGUUAAGGGGAAUUUUCAUUUCACCCUAUUAAUGAUGUUUAUCUUAAUACCAAAACGAGCAAUGGUCAACAGUUAUCUUUUAAUGUCAGAGACAUUAGUUUGUGAAGUGAUAAGAUACGUUAUUGCAGACAAUUUUAUACGAUUUAAGUUUCGUAUAAAAGCCGCAAUUUUCGAUGCAAUUUUAUUUUCAUUUAAGUUAAAUUUCAAAAGGUCGAAUUUAAUUGCAUUUUAAACAUCAAAAAUUAUUGGUUGUAGAUGCAAGAACUACAUGCGGGAAAUUAAACAAUCGUUGUAAGCCUUUUUUUCAUUAAGGAACAGAAGGCAAACUUUUCACGUAAUACUGAGCUCAAGUUUUAAGCUCAAUUAGGAUUUAAGAUGAGAGCUUGAUAAUGGAAGAGUAGAUUUUAUUGUUCUUUUUGAUCACUACAGAGUAUUUGAAACAGUGGAUCAUCCCUUCUUUGUUUCAAGUUGAACUAUUGUUUAACUUCCCUUCUAGAAAUGUUCGACAAUUGUGCUCAUAUCUCGUCGAAAGAGCUCAUUGCCUACUUUAAGAGGAUUUCCCCAGGGGUUUGACGAUGUACAAAACUACUUAACUAGUGACAUGGAUACAUUAUCGCAGAGCGUAGAUAAGAUUAAUUGUGAUUUGGCCCGAGUCCUUUAAUGGACGGCAGACAACGGUUUGUAUUGAAACCUUGCGAAGUCAAAAUAUUUGGCAAUACUCAGACGUGGAUUUAGCCUACCUUUCAAUCCUGACAUUAUUCUAAAUGCGCAGCAUAUUGAGAUUGUUUCUACGUCCAAAAACCUGGGUGCGACGUUCAAUAGUUCUCUGACGUGGUAUAAUCAUAUCAAUUCAGUGGAUAUUUUACAACUUUUAUUUGAAAUCCUUAAAUAUUAGCGGCCUUAUACAAAAAGUUUAUGAAAUCAUAAAAUAUGUUUAUUUGACAGUUCUAUAAAGGAAAUAUGUCAACUAAACAUAUUUGAAAUCUGUAUUAAAUUUUGUGAAUAAAGACUUUUCACACGAACAACUGUCAAAACGCACUAUGUAAAAAUGGUGAUGAAGAUAAUGCGAACACAUUCCCUACAAGUGGUACUCAGUUCUAUGAGCAAAAUAGUAGCGACAUAUCGCUGCAUCAGAAGAAACUUCGCAAGAUUUUUAUUAUAAAUAAAAUGUUCACGAAAUGGGUCGAAUCAACUCUGCUUCAAUACUGUUGUAUGUUGUUGUGUGCUAUUUUUUUGUGUUCUGACAAAACAAAGAGUCGGUCGAAUUUCGCAAUUAUUUAAUGGGUAUUUUAGCAGUGAUUGAAGUCAGUACUAGGCUUAAGGCUAUAAUUUUAUUCUAAAAAAUUGGUAUACAUUUAUUCUGGUCACAUUUUAAAUAGACGCCCCGGUUGCCGAGUUGGUAGCGUGAUCGGAUUGCCAGAGCGAGAUUCGUGGGUUCGAUUCUUACCAGAGGCCUUGGUCUGACGCUACUGUGGUAUAACAAUGGACUAAAAAUGGACUAAGUGAGUCUGUAAACGACGCCACUUUUACCAAAUGUGUUGUAGUUAAAGCACUUGACUUGUUUCAUAGAUAGUUAUUUCUGGGUGCCAACCCGCCCUUAACAUAAUUCGUUCGUUAAAUGGCUGAAUGUAUUUUGUAUAUCCAUAAAAGUGUUCAUGAUAUUCGUACUUUUGUAGUACAUUGCUUUAUACCCUCCAGCAUAGGCUGGGGGUAUACUAAUUUCGUCAUUUUGUUUGUAACACCUCGAAAUAUGCGUCCACGACCCCAUAAAGUAUAUACUUAAUUGAUCGUUAUGUCAUUUUAAAUCAACCUAGCCAUGUCCGUCCGUCUGUCUGUCACAAACUUUCAAAGGAGUAAAGUUAGGUGCUUGAAAUUUUGCACAAAUACUUUUUGUUAGUGUAGGUCGGUUGGGAUUGUAAAUGGGCCAAAUUGGUCCAUGUUUUGAUAUAGAUGUCAUAUAAACCGAUCUUGGGUCUUUACUUGUUGAGCCUCUAGAAAGCGUAAUUCUCGUCCGAUUUUACUGAAAUUUAACACGUGGUGUUUUGGUAUCACUUCCAAUAACCGUGCUAAGAAAAUCGGUGUAUAACCUGAUAUAGCUGCCAUAUAAAACGAUCAUGGGUCUUGACUUCUUCUGCUUUUAGAGGGCGCAAUUCUUAUCCGAUUUGGCUGUAAUUUUGUCCGACAUAUUCUGUUAUGACUACCAACAACUGUGCCAAGUAUGGUUCAAAUCGGUUCAUAACCUGAUAAAGCUGCCAUAUAAACCUAUCAUGGGUCUUGACUUCUUUAGCUUUUAGAGGGCGCAAUUCUUAUCCGAUUUGGCAGAAACUUUUUACAACGUGUCCAAUGUGGUCUGAUUCGAUCUAUAGCUUGGUACAGCUCCCAUAUAAACCAAUCACCCGACUUUGCUUCUUGAGCCCCUACAAAUCGCAAUUUUUAUCUGAAUGGACUGACAUAGUACACCAUGACUUCUACAAUGUUCAGCAUUCAAUUCAUUUGUGGUCCGAAUCGGACCGUAAGUCUAUGCCUCAAUGGUAUUAUUAUCUUAUAAUUAUCGGCAAUCCAUAUAAAGUUUCACAGAUACUUCUAUACUUCUAACAGAGGAUUUUGUCAAAGGUUAAAAACUGCACAAUUUAAAAACAACUGGCUUAAGUUAAUUACAACUUCAAAGAAUUUUGUCAAUCCCAAGUCAAAGUUUUAGUGUCAGGCAUGUUUUGUUAAUGAUGAAAUUCUUUUUAAAACACGAUAUUGUUCAAAAGGGAACUUGCGCAAUCUUAUUUAUAUCAACAAAGUUGACAAAAAAAAAUAUUUGCGAAUUUUAUCACCUGUAGAUUCCAUUAGGCUUUUGCUUUGAGCACAGCACCACUUAUCUGCCAUUUUCUUUUCUUUAUAAACUUACACAUCAAUAACACGCCAACACCAUUGAAAAAUCUAGUAUUACUACUACCCUCUCCCUAUGGAUAGAACUCAAUUUUAAACAAAUAAGGACCCAAUUGAAAAUCCAAUGAAGCUAAUUAAAUUAAUACAAAAAAUUAAUAAUCUAAAUUGAACUAAGAAAACUAAUUAAAAUUGAAAAAAGAAAAUAUUUAUAUUUUUUAUACAUGAAAACAAGAAGAAGAAAAAUAAGAAAAACACAAACUAAAUGAAAAAUGUAUUGAAGAAUAAUUAGAAAUUUAAACAUACAAGAACAACCAUUAAUCCAAGAUCAGCUUCGACAUAUAAUUGUUGCAAAUAAUUUUUUUUAUCUUCUACCAUUGAAUUAUUUUCAUUUAACAUGUUCUAUUACAAUUAUUUCAUGUUGGCAUGGAAAUUCACUGCUGCGGCAAGCCUCCAAACAAAGCCCAAAGGAAAUUCUAUGUGAUCAUGAAAUGAGAAAUCUCUACUCCUGAGUAAUACUCUAUUCAAUAAACUCAAAAUUAAGCGAUAUAUUUAAAGCACUAUAACAAAAACAAGAAAAAUACAAAAAAAGAGAAUAAAAAUUUUGGAAAUACUUUUUGUCAGUUUUUUUGCAUGGUUUUCGGCUCAAGCCUACAAAAAAAAUUAAUCAAUUUGACAAUAUAAUAUUUCGCCUUAACAUGAGAAUUUUUCUACUAAAGAAACUCGGUUAUUCUUCAGACUCUAACACAAUUGAUUGUUGCUAAAAACUUUUCAAAAGAACAUACAAAUACACAAAAAAUUACUCUUAUGAUUGACCAAUUAAAUCACUUCUACAACCCUUUAAUACCAACAAAAAAUAUGCCUAAUUUGGAAAUAUUGAUGAAAAUUUGCAUAGAAUUUCCAAAACAGACUAACCGUUCUGUCUUCGAUUCUAAUAUUUGUUUUAACUUAAGUUUAAACAUUUAAUAGCUUUACUUAUUUUUCAAUAAUUUACUAAAUAAAUUAAAUCUCACAGUAGUUAAGUGUAUAUAUUUAAGGAAAUUAGUAUAUAACUAAAAAGGAAAAAGAAAAACAAAAGGACAAAUUAUAAAAAUAAAACAAAAAAUUAAGUUUACUUCCUGAUUUUAGCUAAAAUUAAAACAAAAUCUUAAAAAAAUAUUCUUUUGUUUUUAAAUAAUAAUUUGUAUCAGCUAUGACAUCUGAUAAUAAAGAAGACACAAAAAACAUAAGACAUAUGAAAUGCAAAAAAAAAAAACACACACAAAACCAAAACAAAAAUGAUGUAAAGCAUAACAGCAGAAAUACAAACCCUAAGUGGAAACAGGCCCUCUGAACCAAUUAAAACACAGUUCGAAAAUGAAACUGCACAGCAUUACAAAUAAGAAAACAAUUUCACAAAAAGAACUCCCAAAGGUUUAAAAAAUUAUUUUGACCCCAAAAAAAAUAAUAAAAGAAAAAUAUCACAGAAAAUAAUGCAUUUGUACAAGAGAAAAAAUAAAAAAAACAAUUGUUUUAAAAUCUAAAAUACAAAAACAAACAAAAACUAAAAAAAGUUAUGAAAUGGUUUUGAUGUAUAAAAAUAUCAAAUACAUAUCAAUUUAUGGCCUAUUAUUUUAUUUUUUAUAUUAUUACACAAAAAACUAAAAAAUAUUAAAAAGAAACCUAAAUUUAAGAUCUUUCAUAUGUGAAAAAACAAAUUUUCGAAAACCAAACAUUUAUUAUUAUUUAGUUAUUUAUUAUUAUUUUAAGCACAUUAUAAAGAUCUCAUUAAGCUUUGCAUUGGUUGCUUUCAACCUUUAGAGUUUAGGAUUGGAGAAUGAAAUGCAGGCAUAUUUUAGCUAACCCACCAUUUUGUUUCUGGCUUAAUAUAAAAAGAGCUUAAAUCAUUUUUUUCCUAAAUUGCAGAUGAACCUUCCGUCAAAAUUUCAGGCUGAUAUAAUAGCAAGUUAUGAAGAUUUAAAUAAAAGACCUACGUGAAGGUUUUUUCCUUCUCUUGUCACGUAACAAAAAAUCGAGUUAGGCACUUUUUAUAUUAUUAAGCCAUUGAUAUGGUAAAUGUAUUAGAAGCAUUCAUUUUUUGGUAUGGUCUUAACAAACACCGUUUCAAGGCCAAAUGUAGUACCAUUGAUAUCAAAUCAAGGAUUUAAAUUCAAAAUGUUCCCUUCUGCUGUGAGUUUACUUCAGAUAAAAUAACAUUAAACCUAAGACAAAUUAGAAAAAAACAAAAUAAUUACGGAAUAUUAAUGCGGCGUGUUUUCUAAGUUAAACCUUUUUCAAACACUGUAAAGAUGAUGAGUCUGGCAACACCUUUCUGGCAAGCUCUCUAUCAGACAUGCUCUCUUGUACUUUAACUAUAGACAAUCCUGUUUAAGUUUGCCUUAGUAUGGGGAAAUUAAAAAUGGUAAAUAUAACAUUAUACAUUAAUAUUUUAAAACAUUUUCAUUGAUGAUGAUGCAGAGCGGCGAGCACGAUGAUGAUGAUAACAUGACAAACUGGCAUGUGGUAGCUAUUAGAUUGAUAUGACUUUGCGUAGUUCUACCAAAUAAAAUAGAUAACGCUGUAGGGAUAGUAUUGCUGUUCAAGAGCAGUUGAUGUAACUUCGACAAAUUCCCUCAGAAUCCUUUUAUAGAUCACAAACAGUACAUUACGGAAUAUUUAUAAAAUGUGCGUAAACUUGAUCGGAGAAAAUUUAAACUCUUUAGAACUCGUAUUCACAAACUCUAGAUCAGAAAAACCUACAAAGUUUUAUAUAGGUAAAGGAGUUACUCAAACUUUGAGUCAACAUUUUACUUUUCAAAAACAAAUUUUUUAACAAUAAUGGAGUCAAAAUAAAUUUCGACUUUAUUUCAAUGUAAAACUUGAAAAUUUAAGAUAACAAUAUGACUCUGUAAAAUCUCCAAGCAAUUCCACAAAAAAAGCUAUUGUGGCUUAAAUCAAAAAUUUGUAAAUUUGUCGGUCGGAUGUAAAUUCUGAUAAUUUCUAACAUUCUAACAAAAAUAAUGGUUAUGACUCCCAAGUCAUGGGUAUGACUAAACCAAGAAAAAGAAAGCAUCGGCUUGGACAAGUCGAAGUGAAAACCAUCAGUUAGUUUAGGUAAGUUAAUGCAGGUCGUCUAAAAUUAGAUUCACUUUGAAAAUAUUUGUCUAUUGCGAUGCCACAUUAGCGGCAAACAAAAGUCUCUGGAAGAAAUCAAGCCGACUACAACUGCAUUGGUAAUCGGAUCCCGUUAUCAACAUCAGUUGAAAACAACCAACGGUAAAAAAUUCUGUUGGAUUUGUACUAACGAAGUGCGAAUUGCACUUUUAAAAGGAUUCCUGAGAGAGUAAUUGAAGUCACUUGCUGUCAACACCCGGAACUAACCGAACAUUACUUUUAGAUAAUCGUAACGUAUUUAUGGCAGUCAUUUUCAGGAGCAAAAUAUUAUAAAUACCGCGAUACCGUAAGAGACCCCUUUGCGUAACAGCAGUGAAUAAAUAUAUGCUUGAUUAUAUAUAUGUUUAAUAUUCUUCACAUAAUUUAAUUGUGGUAUGUCAAAUAAUCACGCAUUACCAACAGUAAGUGGGGAUCCUUUCUUCAGACAAAAGGCAUAAAAAGUUCACAGACUUUAAAAAAAGAAUGAGUUUUCCAACUGGUGAAUUGAAACUAUGAAAAAUUUCCCAGUUUCAGUCGUUGUGCAUGCUACUUCACUUGGAAAUCACACACUAAAGCGUUAAGGAGAGAAAGAUGCAUAUAGAUGAAAAACCUUGAUUUUUCCUCAUAUUUGCAUGUAAAAAUACAAAUGCAAAUUUGCCCAUGAACUUUCGAUAAAGGAACGGGGCAAACUUCUCACAUAUCAAUAAGUGCUGUUCGAUUCAAGUUUAAAGUCCUAUUUAUUGCCGAGUCUGAAAUGCAUGAUCCAGUGCGAUACCACUUUGGAGAAAAGUCUACAUGGCUUCUUUGCAUGACAUAGUACCUCAUAAAUAUCGCCAGCGUUAGAAGGGGUAACCACCGCUGGAAAAGUUCUUCUGAUGUUCUAGCCAGGAUUCGAAUCCAGGCGUUCAGCGCCAUUGGUACACAUGUUUACCUCUGCGCUACGGUGGCCAACUCUUUUGCAUGUUUAUGAAGUAUAUUCUGUGAGUACAAAAAGAUUUAAUACAGUCCAUUUAUAGAAACCUCUGAAUAAUGUACACCAAAUAUAGAUAUUAUCAUUUCAAAGCCUAUGUGAGAUAUUAAAAACAUGUGUUUGAGCAUCGUGUCAGGCUCUCUGCUCGCAGCUUACUUAUGAAUUUCUAUAGUCGUAGUCGGUGCAAUAUUAUCCACAAAGGCGGGUGUGUAUAAGAAACCUACAAUACAGAAAGAUUAGCACGCCUUAUCGUAAGCAUAUCAGACAUUGCAACUGAAUAAACAAAUGCUAGCUGUCCUCAAUACUUCCGCUUGCAUUAAUUGUUAUGCAUCAAAAGAGACGUGUUCCAUAAUUUAUCUUGCCCCAGUAUAUAGAUAGGUCUGUGAGUGCAUAGUAGUACUUUUUGUACUACCAUGCACAACAAAGCUCUCUUUUAAGCCUGGGUUGCAUAAAAUUCAUUACGAAUGGUUUAUAAAAGAUAUUUGCAAAAUUCAGUGGUAAACUCGUUUCAAUAUUCUCUUAACAUAAACGACAAAGCAUAUUCUCCGUCAAUGCCUAUCUAUACACUAAAGGUUAGCCAUUUUUAAUUUCGAGAAAGAUUUAAAAAUCUUACAAAACCAAAUUGCAAUAAUAAUCAAUAAAUAUGUGUUCUUAAAAAGUAAAAAUGUGUUAUAAAUGUCAUAACAAAUCAUUAUAAUUUAUUUUAAUUUGAAACAAAAAACAAAACAUUAGGGAUCUGUUAUAAGUAGUAAAGUUUAGGGGGCGAAAGCCUUGCUCCAAAGAAGAAAACAAAACUUAAGAAUUUUGUAGAGGACAAAAAAAGAUUAAAAGAAAUGAUUUUUGUUACUAUAUACACAUACAUUUAAAGAAAGUAUAUAAAUAUAUAUAUAUAUAUAUAAAUGAUAUAAAUUUGUCAAAGGAAAGUAUUAAGGCAUAUCGACAUAAGAAAAACAAAAACUUUACUGUUAAAAUAUUUAUAUAUACAUAAAUAUAUAUACAUAUAUCAAAAACCAAAGUACUGAGAAACAAAUUAUUACCGAAAAAUUGAUAUUAAAACAAUGAACUUCAAUAAUAGUAAUAAUAGUUUACUAAACCUCAAAACACUCUCCCAACUUUUUCGAACUCUAAAUCUUUCUUCAAAAUAGACUUUAUCCACACACACACACACACACACAAUACUCUUUGACAAAUAUUCAUUAUCUCACUCGCUCCCGUAUACUACUUACUCUCACUCACAUUUUAAAUACCUUCUCUCUCUCUUUUUUUCUCACUCACAUAUACAAACACUCUGCAUACCGGCUGCAAUGCUUUCAUUUAUUUUUCCAACUUACAGCUAUAAAAAUAGUGCACAGAUGCUUUCCGAUGAUUUCUACUCAAAAAUAUCCUGUGUUUGUAGCUAAAAGAAACGAUAGCAAAAGUUAUCAAUAUAUCUACCAUACAUAAAAGAGAAAAAUUGACAUAAACAAACAUUAUUUAAUGGAAAUAUAUUUUUUUGUAUGGCUUUAGUGUUCAAAAAAAAAAUAUUUUUGUUGGUAUUUUAGUUAAAUAAUUAUAAACCAAAUAUAUAUACACAUAUAUUGAAUAUUUAUAUUUAGCGAAAUUAAUGAUAAUGAAGAACAACAUAACAAACUUAUUAUUAAUAUUUAAACAAGAAAGAUAUAAAAACCAAACAAAUACACUUCAUUCCGCAUUAAACACUUUCAAUGUGUUUUAGUAACAUUAUUUUAAACAAACAGAAAUACAAAACAAAAAAACAUUUAUAUAAAGAAGAAAAAUAAUAAGAGGACAAACAAAAAAAGAACACACAUAUAAUAAAAACAAAUUCAAAUGAUUACAAAUUAAUGCAUUAAACAGAAAACCAACAUAACAAACAUUGUAGGGAUCAUUUAAGAACAAAAUACAAUUAUUAUAUUAAUACCGUUAAUAUUAUAAACCAAACAAAAAACAGAAAAACUCCUCUAAAUCGAAAGAAAAACCCAAAGCAACACAACCACAACUUGAUACAAAGAAUUCAAAUUCAAACUAUUAUAAAAUUAUUACAAUGAAAAGCAAA
Stomoxys calcitrans (stable fly) is the source of this 23611-nucleotide messenger RNA. RefSeq names its product acetylcholinesterase. Gene Ontology annotation, molecular function: acetylcholinesterase activity. Gene Ontology annotation, cellular component: plasma membrane. The coding region runs from base 2032 to 4143 and encodes 703 amino acids. Lineage: Eukaryota; Metazoa; Arthropoda; Insecta; Diptera; Muscidae. The record is from RefSeq and is a predicted model, not a curated record. The transcript is spliced from 11 exons. Gene Ontology annotation, biological process: choline metabolic process; acetylcholine catabolic process in synaptic cleft.